AUGGCCUACACUCUGGGCUCAGCCACCGAGGGCCAGACGCUCAGUGUCGGGCCCCAGCGCUGCAUCACCCGGGUGGAGAUGUCCGUCACCGCCGCCAGCCUGCUGGACCGAGAUGUAGCAUCCAAGUCCGACCCCUUCUGUGUUCUCUUCCACGAGGUGGAUGGAAACUGGGUGGAGCUCGGCCGCACUGAAACCGCUGUGAACAACUUGAAUCCAGUUUUCGGAGUGAAGUUUCGGGUGGACUAUCACUUUGAGGAGAUCCAGAAGCUUCGCUUUGCCUUGUUCGACGAAGACAAGUGCGCCACUCAGCUCUACGAACACGACUUCCUCGGAGAAUUCAUUUGUAAUCUCGGACUGAUUGUGUCCAAUAAAAAACUCCACAGACCAUUGAUCUUAGCCAAUGGGAAGCCAGCUGGCAAGGGAUCCAUUACAAUCACAGCCCAGGAGCUGUCUGACAACAGAAUCAUCACUCUGACCCUGAGUGGGCGUAAACUGGAUAAGAAGGACUUUUUCGGGAAGUCAGACCCUUACUUGGAGUUUCACAAACAAGGAGAAGAUGGUAAAUGGAUGUUGGUGCACAGGACGGAGGUCAUAAAGAACACUUUAGACCCAUCGUGGAAACAGUUUACUGUGCCGCUCAUCUCUCUCUGCAAUGGAGAUGUGGACAGAAACAUCAAGGUUCUGUGUUAUGACUACGACAAUGAUGGAGGCCAUGACUUCAUAGGAGAGUUUCAAGCUACGGUUUCCAAGAUGACUGAAGCCCAGAACUCAGUGGAGGUGGAGUUUGACUGCAUAAACCCCAAGAAACAGAAGAAGAAGAAGAAUUAUAAAAACUCUGGAAUGAUCAUUGUCAAGUCAUGUAAGGUUACCAGAGACUACACCUUCCUGGAUUACAUACUGGGAGGAUGCCAGAUCAUGUUCACUGUGGGUAUUGACUUCACCGCAUCCAAUGGGAACCCUCGAGAGCCGUCUUCCCUCCAUUACAUCAACCCGCUGGGCAGCAACGAGUACCUCACUGCCAUUUUAGCUGUGGGACAAAUCAUACAGGACUAUGAUACCGACAAAAUGUUUCCUGCUCUGGGAUUUGGAGCUCAACUCCCACCAGAGUGGAAGGUGUCGCACGAAUUCGCCAUCAACUUCAACCCCACAAACCCCUUCUGUUCAGGUGUGGAGGGCAUUGCGGAGGCCUACUCCACCUGUCUCCCUCACAUCCGGUUCUAUGGCCCUACAAACUUUGCUCCAAUCAUCAGCCAUGUAGCGCGCUUCGCCGCCCAGGCCCUUCAACAGGAGAAAGCAGCGCAGUACUUCACUCUCCUCAUUAUCACAGAUGGUGUCAUCAGCGACAUGGACGAGACGCGUCACGCCAUCGUGCAGGCGUCUAAACUACCAAUGUCCAUUAUCAUAAUCGGCGUGGGCAACGCAGACUUUGCUGCCAUGGAGUUUCUGGAUGGAGACGCCAGCGUGUUGAGGUCCAACUCAGGAGAGGAGGCUGUUCGAGACAUCGUGCAGUUCGUCCCCUUCAGGGAUUUCCGUAAUGCUCCCAAGGAGACUCUGGCCAAGUCGGUUCUGGCCGAGCUGCCUCAGCAGGUCACUCAGUAUUUCAAGCAGCGGAAUCUCCCCCCCAUCAACCCGGCGCCGGAGUGA
This is a messenger RNA of Limanda limanda (common dab), 1644 nucleotides long. It is a transcript of the gene cpne2, whose product is annotated as copine II. Gene Ontology annotation, molecular function: calcium-dependent phospholipid binding. Gene Ontology annotation, biological process: cellular response to calcium ion. NCBI's taxonomy places the organism in Eukaryota, Metazoa, Chordata, Actinopteri, Pleuronectiformes, Pleuronectidae. The transcript has 15 exons. Bases 1 to 1644 code for a protein of 547 amino acids. Gene Ontology annotation, cellular component: plasma membrane. The record is from RefSeq and is a predicted model, not a curated record.